Symbiodinium sp. CCMP2456 is the source of this 2970-nucleotide messenger RNA. NCBI's taxonomy places the organism in Eukaryota, Dinophyceae, Suessiales, Symbiodiniaceae. The record is from the annotation of a GenBank genome assembly.
AUGAAGCAAAAGAUGUGCGUCACCAUGUUGAUGCUGGCCGUUUGUUGGACAACUUCGCUGGCCUACAAACUCUCCGGAUCCAAUGCCCCGAUCAAGUUUUCCGACUCCCACAACGAGACCUCGAACAAGAUCAUUGAGGAAGUGGUUUCCGAGAACUUGCAGGCGGACAUGAAGGACGUCAACGGGAUUCCGAAUCCCAUAGGUCAGAACGAGAGCGAGAAUAACGAGACCAACGAAGGUUUCGGCGACCUGGCGAAGAAUUUGGAGUUCCUGUUGUUGAAGGUCGCGCAGCUUGAGACGGUUGCUGAGAUGCAUGAAGCCCGCAUCGAGACGCAGCAGCUGCAGAUCGAUGAGCAUCGCAAGGUGAUCGAAGCACAACAGAAGGAGAUCGAGGCUUUGAAGGGCGAAGGCCGUGAGGGAGGCCCCGCAGGAGGUCUCUUCUUGGAGAUUGAGCACAAGGAUGCCCAAACACGAUUGAGUGAGGCCCAGAACAUCCUGACGAGUGUGAUCAAAAAGCACACCCGCCAGCGCCAGACACGCAAGUUCCAUGAAGAACCAGAGUCGGAGGUUGAAGAGCCGGAGGUCGAGCUGGCAGGUGAAGGUGCGACAUCGCAGCAGUCCUCUUCCACGAACGAGUCUGUAAGCUGGCCGUGGGAGCACCGAAGACGAAGGGUGAAUCCGGUUGAUAUCGCGAAGAGUGUGGCCGACACGAUGUCGGACGGCUAUAACGCUGCGGCGGACAAGGCGAAAUGGGUGGCGGAAAACACGAUCAACACCGUUGAGAUCGCCAUCAAGGUUCUGAGCAAUGGCUUUUCUGAUUUUGGCGCAAGCUGCCCCACCAGAAUAGCUGCUGGCUUCGUAAGCGUCGACAUGCACAAUGGUUUCAGGAUCCGGUUCGGGAACUUCAACUGCAAGAUCAGCUUGAUCGGACACCACAACCACGUUGAAGUGACGAAGUGUCUUGCCCGGUCGCUUGCCAAGCUUGCUCCUCCAAUGGACUUCCUGCCUGCCGAGAUGAAGAUGAUUAGUCAGAUUGGAACGGAGGUCAUCCAGGAUUGCCCAGGACCUCACUACAGCCAGGGUGAAGCGCAGAAGUGCCUCGCCCGGUCGCUUGCGAAGAAUGCCCCCCCAAUGGACUUCCUGCCCCCACAGAUGCAGAUUCUUGCUCAGAUUGGACUGGCGGUCAUGCAGGAAUGCGCAGGAUCUACCAGCAAGGUUGAAGUGCAAAUUUGCCUCGCUCGCUCGCUUGUCAAGCAUGCUCCGCUGGACUUCUUGCCUGAACCGAUGAAGGCCCUUGCAGGUGGCGAUCUCCCCUUGUCAUUCCUUGCAGGCGGCAAGCUCAGCCCGCUCAUCGAGUGUGCACAGCCCAACUCUCACGGCGACCUGACCAAGUGCCUUGGCUCCAAGAUCAUUGCGAGCGUGCCUCCGCUGAACUUCCUGAACCGCCUCGGCGACAUUUUCACGGAGUUCAUCGAGGUCUUUGCCAAGGAAGGCCAGUCGCUGCUGCAGAUCGCGGCUGCCUCGGAGUUUCCGGCCGCCGGCGCCCCGCCGCAGGUCCACCACAGAGGCGCAAAUCUCAUCAUCAGCGCGCAUUCGCAGCACGCGCCAUCCGCAGGGCCAAGCAGCUUCUUGCAGAAGGGCGACGACGACAAGCCGCCGGCAGCCGUGAGUUUCAGCUUCAACGACUAUGGGCCGGAAGCCCACACGCUCGUCACCCAGAGUGUUGGGGGUUGGCAGGCGAAGAGCGAGGACGAUUUUGUGGAGCUCAAGCCCUGGGCGGUUCCCUGUGGGAAUCAGUGGAUGAAGACGAAGUGGGACAAGUGGCAAGGCUACUCCAUGUACACCUCGGACUUGAGUAUCGAGAAGUGCCUGACCGUAAAGUUUCAAGUGAACAUGCAGCCGGUGGUCGCCUUCGUGGGUGGCAUCCAGUUCGUCUGCUGGCCGCGGGGUCAGCCUGACGGGCUUGACCUCAGCGUCUUGCGCACGGUGAUCAAGUCCAACGGGGUCAUGCUCUUCAGCCGCACGCUGCGUCUAUCCAAGCGCUUCGGCGACAGCACGGACUUUGUGGAAGGCAACAUCAACAAAGCCCACCAGACCAUGCGAAGCUACUUCGGUGUCAACGCCGCACCGGGUGAGAGCGCAUCGGGCAUCGCCUCCAUGCAGCGUUCGAGCCUCCUCCAGGCUAACCAGAGCGCGAAAGCCAAGGAGGAGCUGGAGGAAGCUGUGUGGCAGACGCAGGAUGACCUCUACUUCGCAUCCAUCGAGUACGGGAAGGAUCUGGGCGUGAACAUCACUUCCGAGCUCGGGGGCCACGCGGCCCAGGAACAGCUCGAGGCGCUUCUUGCCCAGAAGGAGAAGAAGGAGGAAGCCGAAGACAAUGAGGAAGCCGAAGAGAAGGCGGAAGUCGAAGAGACCUUCAAGCUUUUCAGCUUCAAGAACCCCGGGGUGAUCAACUUCGAGGUCCAGGGCCUCCUGCAUGGGAACUGGCUCCAACUCGGGAUCCAGAUGGCUUUCGGGCCCUACAAGAGCCCGCACAUGAAAAUCCCUCUGCUGAACUUGGCGGACCAGUUCGCUCUUAUCCUGGCCGCACUGCCCUCCGGUCUCGUGUCUGUGGAGAGCCGGGCCAAGGCGAUCGCAUCGCUGAAGGACAGCAAGAGUGGGAAGGGGAUGGAUUUUGAGGACUUCUCCAGCAAGGAUGUGAAGAAGGUCAAGGCGAAGGUCGGGAAGCUGAUCCCCGGCACCACCAUCGGCUUGCGCAAUCCGCACUGGGGUCGCUACAUGAGGCAGCUUGGGAUCCAGAACAUGACCUCAGCCCUAAGCCGCCUAAAUAUUAAAUCCGUUGACCCUAAACCCUUAACCCCGAAGCCUGAAGCCCUUUCCCUUUCAAAACAAACGAAAACCGAGGGGGGCGGAGGUUUGCCAGCUUUUUCAGAAGACACCAACUACCCCUUAACCGCUCUGGAAGAAUGA